Molecule: messenger RNA, 2350 nt
Organism: Labrus bergylta (ballan wrasse)
Lineage: Eukaryota; Metazoa; Chordata; Actinopteri; Labriformes; Labridae
Source: RefSeq, a predicted model, not a curated record
CCGGAGAGAGAGCACCGCCGCUCCGUGACCAGAGAGGAAUGUCCCUAAGUUUUGGAAUUUAAAACCAUGGCGAGGAUAUCGAGCAUGAGGAUCACCUGAACCUGGCUCCAACCUCGUGUCUAUACGGAUGAUGUUCCCGAUGAUGGCCUGCAACGCUAAGAGUGGGACAGCGGAUCAAUAGGAAUAUUGUUUACCCUCCCUUAAACCCACUCUCUCUCCCUUUAACUGUCCUUCUUCAUUCCUUGAAAGAAGAGAGAACCAAAACCUGACUGUGGAAUUGGUACCAGAGCUUGUACUCCUCAUCCUUCUCCUUCUCUCUUUCUCCUUCCCCAACCCCCUAAGCCUUUCCUCCUGACAGCCCAGAUAUGUGCCCCCUAGCUCGGUCAGCGGCUUUGCCUGGCCACGGGAACUUCUUCCUCCUCUUGGGGCUCUUGCUUAUCAUGAGCUCAUCCUUCUCUGGAGGCCAACCCCCGCCCUUCAAAAGAUUUGCCCCUUCUGAGUCGGGGCUUACACAUCUGGCCAUCCACAACAAAACUGGGGAAGUCUAUGUGGGUGCUGUCAACUGGAUUUUCAAGUUGUCUAGCAACCUCACCAAACUGCGCAGCCACAUGACCGGCCCGGUGGUGGACAACGAGAAGUGUUACCCUCCGCCGAGUGUCCAGUCAUGCCCUCAUGACUUGGCCCAAACCCCCAACGUGAACAAGCUGCUUCUCAUAGACUAUGCACAGAAUCGCCUCAUAGCUUGUGGCAGCACUUCACAGGGGAUCUGCCAGUUCCUCCGUUUGGACGACCUCUUCAAGCUGGGCGAGCCCCACCAUCGCAAGGAGCACUACCUCUCCAGUGUGGCAGAGUCAGGCACCAUGUCUGGGGUCAUCAUAAGUUCCCCUCACAGUCCGACGAGCAAGCUUUUUAUUGGAACACCCAUUGAUGGAAAGUCCGAGUACUUCCCUACGCUGUCCAGCCGCAAGCUGAUGGAGAAUGAAGAAAACGCGGACAUGUUCAGCUUUGUUUAUCAGGAUGAGUUCGUCUCCUCUCAGCUGAAGAUCCCCUCAGACACUUUGUCCAAAUUCCCUGCUUUCGACAUCUAUUAUGUGUAUAGCUUUAGCAGUGAACAGUUUGUGUACUAUCUGACAAUGCAGCUGGAUACCCAGUUGACCUCACCUGAUGCCAGCGGAGAGCAGUUCUUCACCUCCAAAAUUGUCCGCCUCUGCGUGGACGACCCCAAGUUUUACUCCUACGUCGAGUUCCCGAUUGGCUGCACUAAAGACGGUGUGGAGUACCGCCUGGUGCAGGAUGCGUUCUUGGCUAGGCCUGGCCGGCAGCUGGCCAACUCAUUGGGGAUCUCAGAGAAUGAAGACAUCCUCUUCACAAUCUUCUCACAGGGUCAGAAGAAUCGGGCCAAACCACCCAAAGAGUCAGCACUGUGCCUGUUCACCCUGAGGAAGAUAAAAGAAAAGAUCAAAGAAAGAAUUCAGUCCUGCUACAAAGGAGAUGGGAAGCUCUCCUUACCCUGGCUGCUUAACAAGGAGCUCGCCUGCAUCAACUCGCCACUCCAAAUCGACGAUAACUUCUGCGGCCAGGACUUUAACCAGCCUCUGGGAGGAACCAGCACCAUCGAGGGCAUCCCGCUCUUCAUCGACAAAGAUGAUGGCAUGACCUCGGUGGCAGCAUACGACUACCGCGGCAACACUGUUGCUUUUGUUGGCACAAGGAACGGAAAACUGAAGAAGAUCUUGGUGAACUCUGUGAGUCCCAAUCGUCCAGCGGUGCUCUACGAGAAGGUGACUGUGAGCGAAGCAGGAAGUCCCUUACUGAGAGACAUGCUGUUCAGCCCGGAUCAGCAGACCAUCUACACACUAACUGACAAACAGGUGGUGCGAGUUCCAGUGGAAAGCUGCGAGCAGUACACCACUUGUGGCGAGUGUUUGGGCUCCAGAGACCCUCACUGUGGAUGGUGUGUCCUUCACAAUGUUUGUUCACGCAAGGACCGUUGUGAACGAGCUGGAGAGCCUCAGAGGUUCGCCUCGGAUCAGAGGCAGUGCGUGGAGCUGACUGUUCAGCCGAGAAACAUCUCUGUCACCAUGUCUGAAGUCCAGCUGGUCCUCGAGGCUCGUAACGUGCCCGACCUGGCAGCGGGGGUCAACUGCUCCUUCGAGGACUAUGUGGAGACGGAGGGACGGAUCCAGGGUGGACACAUCUUCUGCAUGUCUCCCUCCGUCCGGGAUAUUAUCCCAAUUACGAGGAACAAAGGUGACAAGCGGGUGGUGAAGCUCUAUCUGAAAUCCAAGGAGACGGGCAAGAAGUUUGCCAGUGUCGACUUUGUCUUCUACAACUGCAGUGUCCACCAAUC